AUGGGCAUGGGCAUGGCACCAGGCAUGGGCAUGGGCAUGGCACCAGGCAUGGGCAUGGGUAUGGCGCAUGGCAUUGGUAUGGGGCCUGCCAUGGGUAUGGCUCACGGUAUGGGGAUGGGUCCGUCUAUGGGUAUGGGUGGUGGCAUGAGGCCCGUGGGCGCGGUUGGAGUAUACUCUGUUGAGCAAGGAAUGCCGAGUGCGGGCCAAGGCAGUAUGGGUCCGCAAAUGGUGGAUACUCGGGACAACAGUCCGUUUGUGGGUCAGCAUAUGUUGGCCGGUGCUGAAGAGCCUGUAAUACUCGACGCAGAGGACUACUACCCUCGUGGCUCCCGCCACGAGGACUAUCAGCUUUCAGACAAUGAAAACGAGGCCAAGUACAACGAGGCCAAGUACAACGAUAGCGAAAGAAGAAGCGAGUUUCCGGGCGAGUUUCGAGGCUCCAUGUUCGGACCAGAAGAUGUGAUGCAGCAGUCCAUGGACGCCAGGAAUGGCCCCCUAGUCGAGAGCAUGGAUAUCCUGCCUUCUCAAUAA
Gregarina niphandrodes is the source of this 531-nucleotide messenger RNA. RefSeq lists its product as hypothetical. Lineage: Eukaryota; Apicomplexa; Conoidasida; Eugregarinorida; Gregarinidae. The transcript has a single exon. Bases 1 to 531 code for a protein of 176 amino acids. The record is from RefSeq and is a predicted model, not a curated record.